ACUCUUCGCUUCUCUGUUCACUUCAUUUAUCACUACAUACUCUCAUUCGGGGCCGGCCAUGUUCUCGCCCGACGCGGUACGCGAGUGCAGCCAGCGUGUGGCCAAGCGCUUUCCCGUGUACUUCGUGUGGUUCCUCCUCGCCGGGCCAUGGCUCAUGUUUCUCUACUUUAUCAGCAUCGACCGCAUCCUAGCGCGUGGUGACGUGCUACAUUUCAUUAUUCAAAUCGUGAUAUUUCACACCCUCCUCCUCCUCUCCGGUAUUGCCUACGUUGGUGCCACGGCCCGCCGCCCUCUUCGCCCAGAUGCGACUCUCGCGCCUCCCGAUGCGCGGCCGCUCAGGCCCGAUGACCCGCCGCGCACCCUCGGCACGCAUAUCGACGACGAUGACAUCCCUCUUCGCAUCCUGCGCGACUCGCCGCGUUUACAGGAGCAGGCUGAGUCGAGUCACCGCAUUGCUCGUGCUCAAGAAGCCGCGGGUGAGGGAGACGGCGAGGAGGAUCAGAGUCUGUUGCCCAAGGACGACGAGGAGACCCACGCCCCUCUCAUGGCGAAGAGCGGCACGGGCGGCCCGCGAUGGUGCAGAAAGUGCGAUGCGUGGAAGCCGGACCGGUGUCACCACUGUCGGAGUUGUCGGCAGUGUGUGCUCAAAAUGGACCACCACUGCCCCUGGCUUGACAAUUGUGUUGGCUACCACAACCAGAAGUCCUUCGUCCUCUUCACAACCUACACCUGCCUCUUGGCACUGUAUGGUGGGCUGGAGGCGGCCCAUGAGACUUUCCGGUUCUUCAAUGACCCACCGCCUGACUUCACGCCUGGGCCAGACGCCGCUCAGCAAUGGGACGAGUGGGAGGAAAUACACGUGGCAUUCAAGCCGGUCGCACUGCUAUUGAUUGCGAUCAUGGGCGUGGCAUUUGGACUGGCGGUGGGCGGGCUGGCCGGGUAUCACUGGUACUUGGUGCUGAAUAAUCGGACCACAUUGGAGGACAUGAACCGACUCCCUCCCGCUGCCCUACUCGACCCCGACACGCGCGCGCGCCUUGAAGCCCUCGGCGAACGUGGCUCCAGACAUCGCACACCCGGCGCCUGGCGGCCUGACCACAUCCUGACGCGGAAUGAACGGAACAAGCUGCGCGACGAGGCUCGCUCCAUCAAUGUCUACAAUGUUGGGUGGCGGAAGAAUGUACGUUCCGUGAUGGUGGGGGAUGGCGUUCGCGCCGCUACGUCAUGGCGUGAGUUGGCCGACAACAUUGUGAGAGGUGCCAAUCCUCUCGCACCGCCGAGGAGGAAGCGACAUGGGCCUGGGCACUUCUUCCCGCAUGACUCGGCGACACUUGAGCGCCUUCGAGCUCUCACGCGAGAAAUGCGGGUUGGAUUGGGCGAGGGUGGUGAUGAGCCCGAGCCAGAGCCCGAAUUGUAUA
This is a messenger RNA of Cutaneotrichosporon oleaginosum, 1418 nucleotides long. RefSeq lists its product as uncharacterized. Gene Ontology annotation, molecular function: palmitoyltransferase activity. NCBI's taxonomy places the organism in Eukaryota, Fungi, Basidiomycota, Tremellomycetes, Trichosporonales, Trichosporonaceae. The record is from RefSeq and is a predicted model, not a curated record.